Messenger RNA from Danio rerio (zebrafish), 1724 nucleotides. NCBI's taxonomy places the organism in Eukaryota, Metazoa, Chordata, Actinopteri, Cypriniformes, Danionidae. The record is from RefSeq and is a predicted model, not a curated record.
GCCCGUGCUCCCCGUGAUGACGUCAACUGAACUGACGCGUUUAUUGAGCGUCGAGUCUUCAGAGCUGAGUUCAGCUGUAAAUACUGGAGUUUUUCCAUCAGUCUACAAGUGAAGACGAGCAUCAGACCAUUAGGAAGAAGAUGAGUGAUUCAGAACCCUGCAGAAUUAAACAGGAAGAGACCGAAGAACUAAUAGAUGUGAAGGAGGAGAGUGAAGAUGAGGAGAAACAUCAGGUCAAAAGUGGAGAAGGAACUCAAUCAGAGCCUGAACAGUUACCUUCUCUGCAAACAAACACCAACCACAACCUGAUGGUGAAAAAAGAGGAAAGUGAAGAACUGAGUGUAGACAAGAAGGUCCGUCGUAGUGUUCAUACAGAAGUCAGGCCAAAUUCAUGCACUUUGUGUGGAAAGACUUACAAACGGCUGUCACAUUUAAAACAACACCAGAGGACUCACACUGGAGAGAGACCGUACACAUGUGAUCAAUGUGGGAAGAGUUUCAGUCUACCAUCAACCCUUAAUCACCACAUGAAGAUCCACACUGGAGAGAAAACACACAAAUGUGAUCACUGCGGCAAAACAUUUUUGAGGUCUACAGAGCUGAGGAGACAUCUUACAGUUCAUACAAACGAGAAGCCUUAUUCAUGCUCUGAGUGUGGAAAGAGUGUAAGUCGUCUGUCAAUUUUAAAAGAACAUCAGAAGAUCCACGCUGGUGUUAAAGAGCAUAUUUGCUUUGAGUGUGGGAAGAGUUUUAUUAAUGCUCAAGUACUGCAAAUACACCAGAGGAUCCACACCGGAGAGAAACCGUACAAGUGUUCACUCUGCGGCAAGACAUUCAACCAGUUACAAAACCUGAAACAACACCAGAGGAUCCACACUGGAGAGAAACCUUACAAGUGUUCACACUGCGACAAGACAUUCAAUCAGUUACAAAACCUGAAAUCACAUCAGAGGACUCACAGUGGAGAGAGACCUUACAAGUGUUCACACUGCGACAAGACAUUCAGUAAGUUACAAAACCUGAAAUCACAUCAGAGUAUUCACACUGGAGAAAAACCGUACAAGUGUUCACACUGCGACAAGACAUUCAGUCAGUUACACGCUUUUAAAUCACAUAAGAUGAUCCACACUGGAGAGAAACCGUACAAGUGUUCACACUGCAGCAAGGCAUUCAAUCGGUUACACACUCUGAAAUCACAUAAGAGGAUUCACACUGGAGAGAAACCGUACACAUGUACUACGUGUGGAAAGAGUUUCAAACAAUCAUCACAUUUUCAUCAACACAUGAGGAUCCACACUAGAGUGAAAACAGUUCCAGCCAGUUCCGAUUACAGUUCGAAAUAGAUGAGGACAGUUAAUGGUGAACGGGGAAAUUCUCAAAAUUAGAAAAAUACUCCUCUGUUAUACCACAAAAUCAAGUUUUAAGACUAUUUGCAGACGAGAAUAUAUUUGAAAAAUUCUGUGCAUAUGUCAGUCUUGCCAUAAAAAAAAAAUACGUUUUUACCAAAAUACGGAAAUCGUUUCUUGUUUUUUUUUUUGUGUAGCAAGUAUUUGACAGUACUUUAGAAACACUCAAAUUCAUCUGUUAGUGUUUUCAAACUAUUCUAUUUGCUUUACCAACGUCACACAAGUGGCAAUUUCACAUUCGUCACAUCCGUAACGACACUUUUUCACCAUAAGUGUGAAAAUAUUAAAUUAAAUAAAACCAAUAAUUUUUGUUCUAUA